Aspergillus japonicus CBS 114.51 is the source of this 1162-nucleotide messenger RNA. Its product is annotated as malate dehydrogenase. The transcript is spliced from 5 exons. The record is from RefSeq and is a predicted model, not a curated record. The coding region runs from base 185 to 1162 and encodes 325 amino acids. Gene Ontology annotation, molecular function: L-malate dehydrogenase (NAD+) activity. Gene Ontology annotation, biological process: tricarboxylic acid cycle; carboxylic acid metabolic process. NCBI's taxonomy places the organism in Eukaryota, Fungi, Ascomycota, Eurotiomycetes, Eurotiales, Aspergillaceae. Gene Ontology annotation, cellular component: cytoplasm.
GGGAUUCAUCUCCUUUCCAAUGAUUCAAUUAACUUACAGCGAGGGACUUAAAAAGGGCUAUAAGGAUCCGGAGUGCAUCCCACCGCUGUGCAAUUGAAGACAGACACUUCAAGAUUUUUUCGCGCAUAUACCAGAAUCCAACCUUCCGACUUCAUCUCUGGCUUUUCAGUACUCCAGAUUCAUCAUGGUGAAGAUUGCACUCAUCGGAGCCGCCGGCCAGAUCGGAACUCCUCUUAGUCUUCUAUGCAAAAUUAGUGACCUAUUCGACGAGAUCGCACUCUAUGAUCUGGUUCAUGUCCCUGGCAUUGCCACUGAUCUGAUGCACAUUGACACCAGGGCCAAUGUUCAUGGGUAUCUUGCCGAGGACUCUGGCCUCAAGAAGGCGCUGACGGGGGCGGAUGUUGUGGUCGUGACUGCUGGUAUUGCUCGAAAGCCGGGGAUGACAAGAGAUGAUCUAUUUAAGACUAACGCUAGCAUUAUCCGGGACAUUUUUUCCGAGGUGGCCGCCACAUGCCCUGUCGCGACAUGCUGUGUCGUCACCAACCCAGUCAACUCGACUCUUCCCAUUGCCGCUGAGGCGUUGAAGAGGGCGGGUUGUUUCGAGCCCAGCCGUCUCUUCGGUGUGACCACGUUGGACGUUGUCCGUGCGUCCACUUUUGCGGCGCAUGCCCUUGGCAACGGUGCCAACCCUAAGGACUUUAAGGUUCCGGUCAUUGGUGGUCACAGCGGAGCUACGAUCCUGCCUCUGUAUAGCCAAGCGCAGCCCCCAGUCCACUUGAACGAUGAGGCGCUGGCAGGCGUCAUCAACCGCGUGCAAUUUGGUGGCGAUGAAAUUGUCAAAAGCAAGCAAGGCGCCGGCAGCGCGACCACAUGCAUGGCCUAUGCCGGCUUCCGUUUCAUCCAGGCAAUUCUGAAAGCCAAGAAUGGCGAGUCGGUGACGGAAGAAGCCUACGUCUACUUGCCCGGUAUUCCUGGCGGCAAGGAGAUUGCUGCUGAGCUCGGCGUCGACUACUUCGCUGUCAAGGUCAAGCUUGGCAAGACGGGCGCAACCAAGGCACUUCCCAUCGGCAGUAUCUCUGACAAUGAAACCAAGCUCCUGGGCGUCGCCAUUGACGAGUUGAAGAAAAACAUUGCUACGGCUUUGACCUUUAUGGCAGCCUGA